Parasteatoda tepidariorum (common house spider) is the source of this 789-nucleotide messenger RNA. The record is from RefSeq and is a predicted model, not a curated record. Lineage: Eukaryota; Metazoa; Arthropoda; Arachnida; Araneae; Theridiidae.
AUGAUUUCAACCUGGUUUUCUCGUUUCGGCGUACCACAACGCAUUACAUCCGAUCAAGGACGCCAGUUUGAAUGCCAACUCUUCUCAUCGUUGAGCAGAUAUUUGGGAUUUCAAACCUCUAGGACAACUGCUUACCAUCCACUAGCGAACGGACUGAUUGAGCGUCAACACAGAACUAUAAAAGCCGCCCUGAGAUGCCAUUUGCAACAAAAUAAAUCUUGGGUUGACGCUUUACCUUUUGUUCCGGCACUAAAAGAAGAUAUCGGAUAUUCUUCAGCUGAGCUUCUUUACGGAAGUCCUUUCUGUUUACCUGGAGAAUUUGUUACUAAAAUCCCAAAUGUCACGCACUCAGACUUCGUGCAUAGACUACAAAGUAUCAUACGUAGCAUGAAACCUUCUGCAACGACUACUCAUUGCACUAAAGCCGUAUUCGUUUCAAAACAACUUUCGAAUUGCUCGCAUGUAUUCAUCUACAAUAAUGCUGGCACUUCUUCAUUGCAACCAGUUUAUCUUGGUCCUUACGUUGUCAAGCUCCGAACAUCGAAAUACUUUGAUAUUGAAAUCAAUGGAAAAGUCAAAAGAAUUUCAAUUGAUAGGCUAAAGCCAUGCUUUACUAUACAGGACAAUACCGAGCAUUCGCCUGAUACUCACAAACCAAGGGUUGACACAGAUUCACACCCUCAGUGCGAACCCCAGGAACAAAUCUCGUCCUCUAACAACCACAAGCAAACCACACGUAGUGGAAGAACCGUCAGGUUCCCACCUCAUUUAGAGGAUUAUGUUUCUUAA